AUGUCUUCCAGUAAUCCGACACCUCUUAACUUCUCCAUAUCAUCGAGACGCGCCGUUUAUGAUAAGGAAAAUGUGCCAGCAACACCAUCAACACCUACCCCGGCCACCCAUGUACCAAACUCUCUCAAUUAUGAGAAACUACGUCUUGAUCCCUCAGCUAGGAAGAAGCUACAUCGAAAUGGAUUUGUGGCAACACCCAAAACGCCCUCGUACACGCCCUACUCGGUGGGUAGAAGACCGAAGAAGAAACUGAGUCUCUCGCCUCCAACUGUCCCUCCCCCCAAAGUGCUACCUCAAAAUCCGCUUCAAAACCAUGAAUGGAACGUCCUCGCACAUUCGAAGAAGCUAUUAGAACGUGGGCAAACGCUCAAAGCGUUCCAAAUCGAGGCAGCAAACACGGUUUUGCGUCGCAAUCAGGAUUUGGCUGUCAUAGCACCAACUGGAGCUGGCAAGUCCUUGCUGUGGAUGUUGCCUUUGCUUGCUCAGGGAAAGGGCACAUCCAUCGUUGUAGUGCCAUACACAAGUCUCGGAUUCCAAGGAGAACGAAGAAGUAGGUCAAGCUGCAUAGCUGCGACAUUCUUAUGCUCCGAAACCGCAAGCUACGAGACUCUCAAUCGUCUCAAUGCUAAUCGUGGCUCUCAGAUAAUCUAUAUCUGCCCCGAAAUGCUCGAAACACCGAAACUUGCACAGUUGCUUUCCAGCGAGCAAUUUCGAGCCCAACUCUCCGGGAUCUACAUUGACGAAGCCCAUACCAUUCACGAAAGCGUUUCGUGGAGGCCCGCCAACGCCAACUUACACAUGCUACGACGCGUUAUAGGGCUAGACGUCCCCUUAAUCGUCAUCUCCGCCACUUUACCAUCAAAAUACCGAAAAUCACUCGAAGUCUACGCAGGCCUACGUUCCCAAUACCACCUCAUCCACCUUGGGAACUUCAGGCCCGAGCUAUCAGUUAUACGACAACAUAUGAAGCAUCCCAAAACCUCCUUCCUCGAUCUCGCCUUCCUUAUUCCUCUGAACGCAACCGAUAACGAUGUUCCGCCAACAAUUGUCUAUUCCGAUGACCUCAACCUUCUGACAGCCAUGUUUUGGUGGUUCCACUUCCGGUUGAGCUCAGCAGGGCUUUCUCCCAGCCUUGUUGAUAUCCUCCAUGCUGGCCUUUCCAAUGCACAUCAGAAAAUAUGCCUUGAAGACUUCAUCGACGGCCGUACAAGAAUUCUUCUUGGGUCAGAUAAAAUAGGCGCCGGAAUGGAUUUCCCACAUGUACGAGUUGUCAUACAGUAUGGCUGUCAAGGUUUGACAUUGGUCCGAUGGGAACAGCGACGUGGUCGGGGUGCUCGUCGAUCUGGGAUGACAGCUGUGGGGAUUUUACUUGUAGAGAAGUCGAUGGCGGGAGAAGAAGAGAAGUCUCCAACUAUCCGGAAUCCUCGAACCGAAGAUCCCGGUUUAGUCGAGCUCGCACAGACUAGCAGGUGCUUGGAGCAAGUUACCAAUAUCUGGCUCGAAAAUCCCUCGUCGACUUACACGUCCCGCUGCGAACGCUGCUCCAACUGUAAUCCAGCCCUCAAACUCCCAACACCUUACACUUUCGUCCACGAAAUGCCGCAAUCAAAAUCCGCGACCCAGAUCGCUAUGAACAGCGACACAGUUGCUGAGAUUCACAAUCUCUUACUUAAAUGGCAAGGGGAGCUUUGGAGGAGGGAAUGGAAGGAUGAAUGGCCGUCUUACGGGCCCGAGUGCCUUGUAACUGACAGUGGCUUGCUGUCGAUCGCAAAGAAUGCCCUCAAGAUUUCGACGGCUGAUGAUUUAUACAAUGUGACACCAAUCAUCCAUCUCGACGACCUCGCCCCUUCCCUUCUUCAAACCUUGGAGAACAUCACUCGGACUGUAUGCGGAACGACAGCGCGCGAACAGCAGAAGCAAAUUGAGGAGGCACUUUCCAGGAAUUCCGAGCAGGUGGCUACACCAUCAUCUACGCCGUCGAUUGAAUGGGCUCCUCUUCAAAUGCCAUGUCAUUUUGAUACCAAUUAG
Coprinopsis cinerea okayama7#130 is the source of this 2028-nucleotide messenger RNA. Its product is annotated as ATP-dependent DNA helicase. Lineage: Eukaryota; Fungi; Basidiomycota; Agaricomycetes; Agaricales; Psathyrellaceae. The record is from RefSeq and is a predicted model, not a curated record. Gene Ontology annotation, molecular function: 3'-5' DNA helicase activity; four-way junction helicase activity; nucleic acid binding. Gene Ontology annotation, cellular component: chromosome; cytoplasm. Gene Ontology annotation, biological process: double-strand break repair via homologous recombination. The coding region runs from base 1 to 2028 and encodes 675 amino acids. The transcript is spliced from 2 exons.